AUUAUUUUUUAUCGAUCCUACUGUAUUCAUCUAUUGACAUUUGAAAUCGAUUUCUCUGUUCCGCUUGAAAUUUAGCCGCGAUUCUGCUUUGACAGACGGUGAUUACCGUAAAUGCUGAAUGCAUUUGUAUUGAUCUUAAUCUUCCCGUCCGUCUGGGUCAGAAAUAAGUUCCCUCGUUUAGAGGAACAAUUCCGUAAUUAUGCAUUCAAAUUUUAACUGAGUGAUUUAGAUAUUAAAUGAAACUGAAAAUGUAUAAUCCGUGAUAGAAUUAAUUGUAAAUUAUAAAAAUUUAUCAUGCACCAUUGCUGGGUGCGCUGAAAUUGGCGGGCGAUUUGAAAUUAAUCGAGCGCCAAUCACAGUGCAUUCCGAUUGGAUGAAGUCCGACCGCCAGUUAACAGUUUCCCAUUUUGUCCUAAAUUGUUAUUCGCCGCCAGCCUGCUUGAAAUUAAUAAACCAAUCGCAGCAAGUGGAUACUUUAAUAGACAGUCGGUGUUCAGCCAAUCAUAAGCGAUGGGACGGCCCUUCCCAGCGGUAUAAAAGCCUGUGCUGGAGCUCGUUUCGUCUAACUUGUUCCUGUAUUUCAGUCUGUGUUCUCACUUCCGAAGCAGAAUGGCCCGCACCAAGCAGACAGCGCGCAAAUCGACUGGCGGAAAAGCUCCUCGCAAACAGUUGGCGACCAAAGCGGCGCGGAAGAGCGCUCCUGCCACCGGCGGAGUGAAGAAGCCUCAUCGCUACCGGCCCGGCACCGUGGCUCUGAGGGAGAUCCGGCGCUACCAGAAAUCCACCGAGCUGCUCAUCCGCAAACUUCCCUUCCAGCGCCUGGUCCGGGAGAUCGCUCAGGACUUCAAAACCGAUCUGCGUUUCCAGAGCUCCGCCGUCAUGGCCCUGCAGGAGGCAAGUGAGGCUUACCUGGUCGGGCUCUUUGAGGACACUAAUCUGUGCGCCAUCCACGCCAAGCGAGUCACCAUUAUGCCCAAGGACAUCCAGUUGGCCCGCCGCAUCCGCGGGGAGCGCGCCUAAGACCAGCCUGCACGCCGAACACCAGAAAAGGCUCUUUUAAGAGCCACUACCACGGCAAAGGGAAGGGCUGUAGCUUGCUCAUCAUUAUUGUAGUAGCGAUCUGCCCUGCCGAUCGAUUUUGCACUAAUUGACCUCGAGCAUCAGUUCUGUGCAGACAGGGUAAUUCGGCGAGGGAUAGGAAGUAAUAGACAAUGGACAGUAGGUGCAGGAUUAGACCAUUCGGCCCUUCUAGCCAGAACCGCCAUACGCUGUGAUCAUGGCUGAUCAUAUACAAUCCGUACCCGAUUCCUGCCCUCUCCCUUGACCCCGCUAUCUUUAAGAGCUCUAUCUCACUCUCUCUUGAAUGCAUCCAGAGAUUAACGCGCUUCCCUCCCUGUCAGGGUCUCAUCUGGCCCUUCACUUCUCCCACAAACCUGUCAUGUACAGCUGGUGCGGCUGUUACCGUUUUGUUUGCUUUGGACAUGGGGAUACGUUCGUCUCCGCUGUGCUUGGAGUGGAGCAUGCCGACGCGAGGGGUAUAGUGAGGGAUUUCGGGGGGGGCGGUGACUACCAGGAAAUAGUGAUUUUUUAAAUUAGAUUUCAUUCUCUUGUACAUUUUUGUUAUUGGUGUUUUGUGUAAAUUAACAAUGUAGUUUUGUAGCUGGGGCCUGCAUGAAGGUCAGUCGGCAAUGCCACCGGGUAAUUUAUCAUAUAUCCUCUCGCUGCAGUCCGUCCCAGAGACGGAUCCCUCUCUCAACACGCCCCCUCCCCUCUCGCGUAGGUUUCAGCAGUUCCCAAUCAACUCAGCUGAAUCUCCGCUGCUGUCAAUGUCUCAGUCACUCUCUCCCGGCAUCGGAGAAGGAAUUGGGCCAAAAACUGCCCACAUCCCUUA
Hypanus sabinus (Atlantic stingray) is the source of this 1891-nucleotide messenger RNA. Its product is annotated as histone H3. The record is from RefSeq and is a predicted model, not a curated record. The coding region runs from base 610 to 1020 and encodes 136 amino acids. The transcript has a single exon. Gene Ontology annotation, molecular function: DNA binding; protein heterodimerization activity; structural constituent of chromatin. NCBI's taxonomy places the organism in Eukaryota, Metazoa, Chordata, Chondrichthyes, Myliobatiformes, Dasyatidae. Gene Ontology annotation, cellular component: nucleosome.